Messenger RNA from Fonticula alba, 4947 nucleotides. RefSeq names its product CAMK/CAMKL/AMPK protein kinase. Gene Ontology annotation, cellular component: cytoplasm. The transcript has 5 exons. The record is from RefSeq and is a predicted model, not a curated record. Gene Ontology annotation, molecular function: ATP binding; protein serine/threonine kinase activity. Gene Ontology annotation, biological process: protein phosphorylation; intracellular signal transduction. NCBI's taxonomy places the organism in Eukaryota, Rotosphaerida, Fonticulaceae. Bases 1 to 4947 code for a protein of 1648 amino acids.
AUGUCCCACCCAAGCCUGCCACAGGCCAACGCUAGCCAGGCAUCGGAUGCGGCGGCAGCCGCUGCGGCAGCCACUGCUCGCGGGCGCUCCCUUUCGGAAACCGCGCGACCAUCCACGGCCCGGCCCAGUGCCCUGGGCAUCGCCAUCGGCGGCACCGGGCCCAGCGGCCUGUCGGCCAUGCCAGUGUCCUCGGCCUCGUCCAUUGGAGCGGGCACCGCGGCGGCCGGGCCGUCGCCCUUCGCACCGGCCCCCUACCACCCAGGAGCCCGGCUGGCGGCCAUGGCCGCGGUCCCGGGGUCCGCUACGUCGGCGGCCAUUGCGGCCGCCGCUGCCGCCACCACCGCCACCACCACUACCCCGGCCCAAGCUAUUCCCUCGCCGCCGUUGUCCUCCUCGCCAUAUGCCGCGGCUGCCCGUGCGUACGCCCCCUCCCCGAGCUCCUCCUAUGGCGCGGCCUCCGGGCCUUGGAUGAUUCCCCAGGGGUCGGCCGCCUACGCCGACAUCGCACCCCUGCCGGGGAUCCCGGUGUCCCAUUCGCCCUCGCGGGCCUUCGGCCCACGCUCGCUCUAUCCCUCGACAUCGGCCUCCUCAGCCGGGAGCUCCCCCUACACGGCCUUCCCCAUCCACCUGGCCUCAUACCAGCCGGGGCCGGUCACCGGGGCCGGCAGUGGCAGUGGCCUGCCCACCGGCCCGGCCCCGGGCUCCAGCGGGUCCUCCGCCGCCCCGCUGUCCUCGUCGUCGGUCUUGUCGCCCUACGCCCCGGGAGCCGGCAUUCCCAGCUCCGGCGGCCAGGCAUCUCCCUUUUCACGGCUUCCUCCAACAACGCCAGCCAACUCGGCCCCGGGGACCUUCACCAGUGGCUUCUCGGCUCCCUUCAUCCAAGCCCCCGAGGCGGCUCCUGGCGGCGGCGGCGGCGGCGGCGGUGGCGGUAGUGGGCCGACGAGCGGCCUCCCAGGGCCUUCGUCCGCCGCUGCUCCCCCGGGCAUUCAGCCGGCCAUGCCGGCGGCCGUGGCUCCGACAGUGCCCGAAGCAGCUGUGGCCACCCUGGCCAUGGAUGCCGACCCGGCCGCCCCUGCCUUGCCAGCCUCCUCGUCCACCAGUACCUCCGGAGCUUCGACCGGCGGAUCCUCGGAUGUCUCCUCCGCCACCCGGCCGCUUGUCUACAAUGUCCCCACGCGCGAGCAGGCAGAGGCCGCCUCUUUGGCACAGUCGCUGCUCGAUCAGGAUUCCCGGGCCGCGGCAGACGCGGAGUCGGCCGCCGAGUCGGCCGCCGCCGGCAGCACGCCCGCCUCCGGGACCCCGGCCACCAUGGCCUCCGAUGACCAUCGGCCACACGCCCACCCCUCGAUGGAGCUCAGCUCUCCGCCCUCGGUCAGCCUGAGUCAACCAUCGCUCAGCUUCACCCAGGCCAUGCAUGGGCGCCUGCAAAUUGGCCGGUACAUCCUCGGCGAAACGCUGGGCGUCGGCUCCUUCGCCAAGGUCAAGGUGGCCACGCAUGUGCCCACCGGCGUACGCGUCGGCAUCAAGAUCCUCAAUCGCCGGCGCCUGACACAGGAUGACCUGGCGUCGAAGCUACGCCGAGAGAUCGGCGCCCUGAGACGCCUGAGACACCCGCAUAUCAUUCGACUGUAUGAGGUGAUUUACACGGCCACCGAGAUCUACAUGGUCAUGGAGUAUGUCAGCGGGGGCGAGCUGUUUGACUUCAUCGUCAAAAAUGGCAAGCUUUCGGAGGAUGACGCGCGCAAGCGCUUCCAGCAAAUCAUCAGCGCUGUGGACUAUUGCCACCGCCACCGGGUGGCCCACCGGGACUUGAAGCCGGAGAAUGUGUUGCUCGAUUCCGAGGGCAAUGUGAAGAUCGCGGACUUCGGCCUGAGCAAUGUCCUGCAGGAUGGCGAGUUCCUGCGCACCAGUUGCGGCUCGCCGAACUACGCCGCGCCCGAAGUCAUUUCCGGCAGCCUCUAUGCCGGCACUGAGGUCGAUGUUUGGUCCUGCGGGGUGAUUUUGUUUGCUCUCCUUUGCGGGGCCCUUCCCUUUGACGAUCACUAUAUCCCGGCUCUCUUCCGGAAAAUCAAGCAUGGGCGCUUUGUCAUCCCGGACCAUGUGUCGGCCGGGGCACGGGCCCUCCUCCAGCGCAUGCUCUGUGUCAACCCCACCGAGCGAGCCACCAUCUCGGAUGUCCAGGCCGAUCCCUGGUUUCAGGUCGGCCUGGCGGCGUACCUUCGGCCACGGGGUGCUGCCGGCGCGCGGCCGGUGACGGGUGACGUGCCGGGCACCGUGCAGCCCGCCGUUUCGGCCGUGGCCUCGGUGGCCUCCUCGGUGGCCGUGGCGGCCCUGCGCACGGACUCCUUCGCCGAGCGUGUGUCAGCCGGGUCGGACGCCUCGGUUCCCGGGUCGCCAACCCAUUCGACCGGUGCCGGCUCUUCCUCCUCACAUCCGGCUGUGCCGAUCCAGCAAUCGGCCCUGUCCAGUGCAUUGGCUGGUCAGGUGGACGUCGCGCCCGAGGGCUCGGCCCCGGCAGGGUCCCCGCCGGCCGGGGCCCUGCCCGAGGCCCUGGUCAUCCCCUCGCCCUCGCUGGCUGCGUCGGUGGUAUCAUCGCCACUGGCUGCCUCGGCCACGGGAGCUCCCCUCGGCGGCUCGCCGAGCAGUCCCGCCGCCGGGUUCGGCACCUCGGUGCCAAUCUUCGCGCCGGUUACCGUGUCCGAGGUCAGUGCCGGGAGCUUCGCCCCGGCGGUGCCCUUCGGGGCCCUCUCCGCCUCGUUGCCGGUCUACUCGCUGCCGGUGGCGGGGCCCGGCUCGGGCAUUCCUCCCCCGACGCACCACGGCGGGCCUGGCUUCACCACGACCACUGGCUUUGCCAUUCCCCUGGCCUCGAGUGUGGCAGCCGCACCGGUCACGGGCACGGGCACGGGUGCCGUGCCGUCGUCGGUGUCCUCCUCCAGCACGGAGCAGAGCUCGCUCUCGUUGCGCACGAGUGUCCCCUCGACGCUGUCCUUCAAUUUGCACCUGCCCUCGUCCUCGGGGGCUGGCCUGGCCUCGGAUGGCGGCGCGGCCCAGGCUGCGCCGACAUCCGAGGCAGCCGACAUGUCCACCGGCCAGGUCGCGCCGCUGCCGGUGUCCGUGGAUCCUUCGGCCGCGCUUGCGGGCGCGGCUGUCGAGGCCGAAGAGGAAGAGGUUCCCUUCUCGGACCGCCGCGUGCUGGACCGACUCUCAGAGACCUUCAAGGUCGAUCUGGCCGCCGUUCGCAAGUACCUGGAGGCCGACACCCCGAGUGGACACGACUUGCGCGUGGCCUACAACCUCCUGGCCGAUCAGCUUCCCCACUCGGCGGUGUCCUACUCGCCGGUGUACUCGGCCCAUUCGCAGGGCUCCUUCGAGAGCGGUCCCUCCACUGGGGCAGCCCCCUCGCGCUCGACGUCCAUCACAUCGGCCGACAGUGUGACGGCCCGGUCGCCGGUUGCGGCUGGAUCGGCCGCUUUGGUGGACUCGGCCAUCACGAAUGCCCAGCCACGGCCGCCGGUGAGCUCCCCAAGCUCGGUCUCCUCGGCUGGGCCAUCCCCCCGUGCUGGGAGUGACCCAUCGGCGGCCGUGGCAGCGGCGACACCGGCGGCCGUGGCCGCGGCCGCGGCCUCGGCGCCGGCCACAGCCGUGCCCCAUGUGUCCGGCGUGUCGCACUCAACUCGCCAGGCUGCCGCCCUCACCGAGGGCGCCUCCGCAGCCGCCAGCGGCAGCUCUCUCCCGGUGGUGUCGCCAGCCGUGUCGCGCGCCGGAUCCGGAACCCUGCCCUCGGGACGCCCCUCGCGGCAGUACAUCGACACCGCCUCGUCGGCCGGCACGUCGGCGGUUCCCUCGAGGCAGGCAUCUCCCGUGAGCGCCGCUGCCCCGGUGGUGUCCCCCCGGCUGGCAUCGAGUGUCGGCUCGGUGGUGACGACAUCGGCGGGGGGGACAACGGCCACGACCACGGCGGCCAGCACGCCGAAGUCGGCCACAUCGGCGGCCGCCGCCGCGGCCAUGGCCUCGGAUGCGCGGCUGUCGCGGCCGCCGCUGCCACAAGCCUCGGCGGCGCCGGCCGGCGGCACUGGAGCCCCCCCACGAGCCCGGCCAAACAACAGUCGCCGGCGUUCGCGCUGGCACUUGGGCAUUCGGUCGCGUGCCUCGCCGCUGGACAUCAUGCGCGAGGUGUUCGGCGCGCUGCACUCGCUGUCACUCUUGUCGGCCAGCCGGUCAGCGGGCCCCUCGUCGCCGGUGGAUGCUGCCUCGGGCGGCGAUCCCCCGGCCGGGGGCCCCGGAUCUCCGGGCGGGGUCUCAAGCCCCAAGGUCGAGGGGUUGGAGUGGGCUCUGGUCACCCCGACCAAUCCCUUUACCAUCCAUGUGCGGGCCCUGGCGCCGGUGGUGUCCGACGCCCCGGAGUCGCCGGCCACCAACCACAUGGACAUGGAUCACCACCUCCUGCCUGGGGGUGACAGUCUGUCAGCCGAAACGACCCCUCCCUGCUCGUCGUCGUCCUCCAGCUCGGCGCUGGUGUCCUAUGCGUCGGUCGGCGCGGCUGCCGCCGAGGACUCGGCCCCUGCCGGCGGGGCGGCGGAGCCGGAGAGUGGACCCAGCCCUGGUGGCCGGCCGCGGCCGGCGCCGCUGGCCGUGGACUCGGCCCUGCCCCGGCCAACGCCUCGGCCGUCCGAUGGCGGUGUCGCCCCCUCGCCGCGCCGCCAUGUGACCAUUCGCUUGCAGCUGUACCGGGUUGAUGACCCGCCAUCAUCCUCGGUGCUCGGGGCGUCGACGUCGAAUCCCGGAGCCGGGCCCGGCAGCUCGGCGUCGGGGCUCACCUCGGCCCGAAACAAUUACCUCUUGGACUUUACGCACAUCCCCUCGGAGCCAGAGGCUGGCCUCUGUGUGUUCGACUUCUUCUGGCUCUGUGGCCGGCUCAUCACCCAGCUGGCGAUGAGUGGCUAA